CAGACCUUGAUAAGUAUAUAAUAAAUAAAUUAACCAAUCAGAAUAAAGUAUUAAAGUCAUUCAAUUAAACCAUUUCUAUACCUACAUAUAUAUUAUACAAUACAUCCAUUUGAUAACAUACAAGUUGUGUAAUGUCUAUUACAUGUCAAAACUUAGAUUAUUCAAGAGAUAUUAAUGAGGAUGAUUAUAGUAAUACAGACAGAACGAGAAAUGAUACUGUAAAUGGAUAUACUACUAAUAUAAAUAAUGAACAUGUGGAUAAGAUUUAUCGUUCAAAUUUGAAUGAUUAUUAUUAUAAUAAUGAUAUGGAACCAGAAUUAAUUGGAUUUGUUCAAAAAUAUAAUGUAGUUAUGGAUGAUGGAGCUGUAUUAAAUAAAUCAGCUUUAUUAAAAAAAUCUAUAUUAGAUAAAAAGAAUCAAAAGAAAUUUCAACCUCCAUUUGGUUUAAGUUUAAAAAUGUUUAUUAUAUUAAUUAUUAUAACUAGUAUAUUAUUACCAUUAAUUAUUAUUGGUAUAAUUAUUGGAAUUAUUUAUGCAUAUAAAUUAAAUAUACCAAAUUUACCAUAUGCAAUACCAUGGUGGCGUCGUACACAUAUUUAUCAAAUUAAUAUUGAAACAUGGGCAAAUGAUGUACAAGGUACUAUUGGUAGAUUACAAGAUAUAAUACCACGUAUGGAUUAUUUAGUGAAUCAAAUUGGUGCUACAAGUAUAUUAUUUACAAAUUUAAUAAAUUCUGAUAUAAAUGGUAUUAUUAAUUGGGAAACAAUUAAUCAAUCAAUUGAUCCAACUGAAGAAGGUUUCAAUAAUUUUUUACCACAAAUAAUUAAAAAAUCUAAAAAAAUAUUAAUCAAUAAACAAUAUAAUAAUCAAUAUAUAAAAAUAAUGAUUGGUUUAUCAAUAUAUUCAACAAGUAUAAAACAUGAAUGGUUUCGUUUAAGUCAAUCUAAUAUAAAUAAUGUAUAUAGUACAUUUUAUAUAUGGACUAAUAUUGUACCUUCAACUGAUCAACAAAAACGACAUUAUGCCUAUGAUUCUAUUCGUCGUGCAUACUAUCGACAUGUACAUGGUAAUCCUAAUAGUCCAUUAUUGAAUUUAAGUAAUCCUGAUGUACAAAUAAAAAUGAUUGAAGUGAUUAAAUUUUGGAAACAAAAACUUGAAAUUAAAGGUCUUAUGAUAAUGAAUUCAAGUAAUAUACUUGAAGAAAUGGUUCCAGGGAUUAGAAAAAUCUUGAACACAGAUGCUGAUGAUGAAUUUAUAUGGUUUGCUGAUGAACCAAAAAUUGAUGCAAUGGUAAAUAUGGAACAGAAAGUUUGUUUACAAACACUUACAUUGAAUGCUCGAGUACCAACAAGAAGUGAUGAUUUACAUUCACAAAUUCAACUAGCUAUGAAUAAUACACAAUUAAGAAAAUGUAGUCCAAUAUGGUUGGUACGACAAUUAAGUGAAGAUAAUAAAGAUUUUGAAACCAUUCAAAAAUUAGCCUAUUUUCUACCAGGCAGUUAUUUAAUGUUAGCUGGACAAGAAGUUGAUAUAAUGAAUGGUAAUGAACAACUUAUAAAAUGGUCAUAUGAUAAUUAUUUAGAUUAUACAACUUAUUGGCCAAUUAAUUUAAAUCUACCAUUAAAUGGUAAACAACGUUUAUUUAAUUGGAAAUUAUUUAUUUCUAAAUUAUAUUAUAAUUCAUUAUUAAAUACACCAAUUAAAUUUAAUAAUUUAAUUAAAAUUAAUAAUAAUUAUAAUUUAUUUAUUAUAUAUCGUUUAUAUAAUAAACAACCAUUUCAUCGUAUUUAUUUUAUUGUAAAUUUUCAAACAUUAAAUACGAUAAUAAAAUUUCAAUCAAUAUUUUAUGAUUUAAGUAGUAGUAGUAGUAGUAGUAUAUCAAAUAAUAUAAAAAUAAUUUAUGAUUCAAAAAAUAUUUAUUAUAAUAAAAAACAAUUCAAUAAUGAAUUAUUAGUAAAUAAUCAAGUUUUAAUACUUUAUUAUCAAUAA
This is a messenger RNA of Schistosoma rodhaini, 1988 nucleotides long. Lineage: Eukaryota; Metazoa; Platyhelminthes; Trematoda; Strigeidida; Schistosomatidae. The record is from the annotation of a GenBank genome assembly.